AUGCAUGAGAGUGCCAUGACUCAACACCCGGUGACAGUUAUGAAUGGAAAUGUAAGUGUGAUGUGUGCAGCACCUUACGAUGAUGACCGGAUUCCUCUGCUUGUUCUCUACAGUGCCGUGCUGAUUGUGGGUCUACCAGCCAACUUGACCACUAUCUGCCUAACGUUAAUUCAGGUGUGCCGCAGCAAUGUAUUGGCUGUUUACCUGCUGAGCCUGUCACUGUGUGACUUUACCUACCUGCUUACACUGCCUGUUUGGGCAGUUUAUGUAAGUAAUGGCCACCACUGGCCCUGGAGUUCACUGGCAUGCCAGCUUACAGGGUAUGUCUUCUUUACCAACAUGUACAUCAGCAUUUUCCUUCUCUGCUGCAUCUCUUUAGACCGCUAUGUGGCCGUGGUCUAUGCUGUGGAGUCUCGGGGACUUCGUCAACAAAGGUCUGCUGUUAUCAUUACCCUCUCUAUCUGUGUUUUGGUUGGCCUGGGUCAUGCUCCAGUAUUUAGCAUGCCUAAAGGCCAUGCCACUAAUGAAGAUCACCAAUGUUUUGAGCCAAGCCAGAGUACAGACAUGAUUACAGGCUUUAACUAUGCUCGCUUUGGUGUGGGCUUCUUGUGCCCGCUGACAUUGCUAAUUUUCACCAACUACACCAUCUUGACCAAUGUGCAUGCUAGUACAGGUUUACAGGCACAACAAAAGCAAAAGGUGCGUCUUUUGAUCAUUGCUGUGGUUCUGCUUUUUCUGAUUUGCUUCGGCCCAUACCACGCAGUCCUGCUGUUGCGCGCUGUUACCUACCACUUCCCUUCACUGCAGGAGGACUGCCACUUUGAGAGAAAUGUCUACACACCAUACAGCAUCUCACUGGGCCUGUCCACAAUUAACAGUGCUGUAAACCCAGUUCUGUAUGUGUUAUCCAGCGACAAUAUUCAAAAGGAUAUUCAGAGCUGUGUAGCAGGGCUCAGGAGACGGAGCAGCCAGCACACAACAAACUACUUCUCAAAGUCAUCAGACACAAACCCAAGGGACCAGGAUAUACCUAGGACUUCUGUGUAGGGUGACUAUACGUCCUCUUUUUCCCCGGACAUGUCCUCUUUUUGAGACUUAAAAAAUGCGUCCGGCCGGGAUUUUUAAAUCACCAAAAAUGUCCAGGACUCGGGUUUUCUAGUCUGCACUCGCUAUUCUGUGUGUAUGUUUAUGCAUUGGUUUGUUUUUAGGUCUUUUUAGGAGUGCAUCUGUUUUGUUAAAAUAAGUCUGAUUUUCACGUGCACGUACUAACACAGAGGCUCUUGUCAACACCAUGAUGGCCCUGCAUUCUGUGGAAAUUGCUCAGCAAGCACUAGAAGACACAUCUUACUGCUGGGUCUCUAUUGAUGGGAGCAAGUAAUUAAAGUGAAUCAAAUUAAAGUUAAAAACACUCCUAAUAAGUCGGCUGAUACGAUUGUACAAUACAUCAAAGAAACUAAAGAAUGAAGGGAUUUUUAUUUAUAGGUGAUAACUGUUUUUUAAUUUGUUGGUAUUAUUG
Molecule: messenger RNA, 1516 nt
Organism: Trichomycterus rosablanca
Lineage: Eukaryota; Metazoa; Chordata; Actinopteri; Siluriformes; Trichomycteridae
Gene: gpr132b
Product: G protein-coupled receptor 132b
Exons: 1
Coding region: 1-1047 (348 amino acids)
Biological process (GO): G protein-coupled receptor signaling pathway; negative regulation of G2/M transition of mitotic cell cycle; G1/S transition of mitotic cell cycle
Cellular component (GO): membrane
Molecular function (GO): G protein-coupled receptor activity
Source: RefSeq, a predicted model, not a curated record